AUGGAGGAGUGGAUUCCUUUGGAACGCAUGGAGACUACAAAAGGAGACGAAAAGAAAGACGUCCUGUACAGCUGGACGUAUUCGCCAUCUGGUCGGUAUGCAGUCGAUUUCGACUACAAGGAAAUAUCCCAACUCGAAGAUGAACCAGAGACACACCACUUCCUCUUCCGUUUCUUCGUACUAGAUAUUCUCGAAAAAACCUGGUAUCCUUACACCGUGAAUACUGGACCGUUUAAGGAAAUAUCCCAACUCGAAGAUGAACCAGAGACACACCACUUCCUCUUCCGUUUCUUCGUACUAGAUAUUCUCGAAAAAACCUGGUAUCCUUACACCGUGAAUACUGGACCGUUUAAGCGGUUCUACUCGUUUUAUUGGCUGUCAGACAGCACUGGCGUCUUGCUCGAUUUUUCCAAGAGAGAAGGCUCCGUUCGACAAAAUUUGCUUCACUUUGAUCAUGCUAAGAAAAUCGUUUCGUGCAAUAUCAUCAGGCAUGCAUCAUAUUUAGACGAUAAGGCCGGAGGUUGA
This is a messenger RNA of Ostertagia ostertagi, 525 nucleotides long. The record is from the annotation of a GenBank genome assembly. NCBI's taxonomy places the organism in Eukaryota, Metazoa, Nematoda, Chromadorea, Rhabditida, Trichostrongylidae.